Messenger RNA from Pteropus alecto (black flying fox), 2203 nucleotides. RefSeq names its product RAB34, member RAS oncogene family (gene RAB34). The coding region runs from base 1070 to 1852 and encodes 260 amino acids. The record is from RefSeq and is a predicted model, not a curated record. NCBI's taxonomy places the organism in Eukaryota, Metazoa, Chordata, Mammalia, Chiroptera, Pteropodidae. The transcript is spliced from 11 exons. Gene Ontology annotation, biological process: phagosome-lysosome fusion; endocytosis. Gene Ontology annotation, molecular function: GTPase activity; GTP binding.
UAGAAUUCGUCGGGCCCAACUUCCUAGACAACACCUGGAAAAGGAAACAAGGAAAGUAUCAGCAAGUAGAAGGUGGCCACAUCUCCUCCCCUCUUUACCUGUGAUAGAUUUCAUGCGUUUCCCCGAUAAUACUCUUGAAGAAACUCUACCAGUAUUCCAAACACCCAGCGCACAGAUUUGUCCAGCAUUCGCUAGUUCUUGUCAAUUCCAUUCACAGUCCCCUCUAAGUAGUGUUCUCUUCCCUGCCCAAGUCAUCUUUGCAUACUCAGAUUCAGUUCCGGACACAGAGCAAGGUUAACACUGGUUUACUUCUCUGAGGGUCUCUGUCUACCCCCACAUCCACCCCGCCCUUUCUAACCUACCUCUUGCCUCUUGGAACCAUAUUUCCCCUUUGACGGUGAGAUUUGUUGUGUGCUACCCCUUCUUCCAUCCUGCAGAACUACAAAAUGUAAAAGUCCUUGGGAAGAUUCCAAAGGAGUUAGAGCGAAGAACGCCCAUACCAGAGGGGAGUCCUCAUGUUCUGGAGCAGUGAGCUCCGUAGAGGGCGGAGUUCCCAGUCCAUCUGGCCCUCCUUUACCCUCCAUCGAGGGAGGUGGUUUAGUCUUCAGCUUCCCCAUCCCUCAAUCAACACCAUAGCCUUCGAGAAAAAGACGCUAGAUCUCGGACGUCUCUCUCUAUGGUGGGCAUACAGCCCGGCCUCUGGCACUCCCUCUCCGUUUCCCCCCAACACCUCCCAGGACAGAAGGGCGAGUGGGGGCAGACUCUAUGAGUCAUGUUCUGGGCCUGGAGUUGAGAAGGGAAGCGCCGCCUCUCCUUGGGCCCCUUCUCUCCCCCUUAUUCCUCCCCGCGGAUCCUGGCCCAGCUAGAAACUACGCAGCAAUCACCGAUUCCCCAUCACCAAUUCGGCUGGCGUCCCCAAGGCCCCGGGCUCCCGUAGGCUCUCCGUGGCCCCGAGUUAUAGUCGGGACACCUAGGUCGCGUGUGAUUGUCGGGUCUGCACGGGCUCGGGUCGCUGGGGCGGAUCAGGCCUCCGCGCCUUCUCUGGGUGCCCCGCAAGGCCGCAGACAAGAUGAACAUUCUGGCGCCGGUGCGGAGGGACCGCGUCCUGGCGGAGCUGCCCCAGUGCCUGAGGAAGGAGGCCGCUUUGCACGUGCUCAAAGAUUUCCACCCCCGCGUCACCUGCGCCUGCCAGGAACACCGGACAGGCACCGUGGGCAGAUUUAAGAUCUCCAAGGUCAUCGUGGUGGGGGACCUGUCAGUGGGGAAGACUUGUCUCAUAAAUAGGUUCUGUAAAGAUACCUUCGAUAAGAAUUACAAGGCCACCAUUGGCGUGGACUUUGAGAUGGAACGAUUUGAGGUGUUGGGCAUCCCCUUCAGUCUGCAGCUCUGGGAUACUGCUGGACAGGAGAGGUUCAAAUGCAUUGCAUCAACCUACUAUCGAGGAGCUCAAGCCAUCAUUAUUGUAUUCAACCUGAAUGAUGUGGCCUCCCUGGAACACACCAAGCAGUGGCUAGCUGAUGCACUCAGGGAGAAUGACCCAUCCAGCGUGCUUCUCUUCCUUGUGGGUUCCAAGAAGGACUUGAGUACUCCUGCUCAGUAUGUGCUAAUGGAGAGAGAUGCACUCAAGGUGGCCCAAGAGAUGAAGGCUGAAUACUGGGCAGUUUCAUCUCUCACUGGUGAAAAUGUCCGGGAAUUCUUUUUCCGUGUGGCAGCACUGACCUUUGAGGCCAACGUGCUGGCUGAGCUGGAGAAAUCAGGGGCCCGGCGCAUUGGGGAUGUUGUCCGCAUCAACAGUGAUGACAACAACCUCUACUUAACUGCGAACAAGAAGAAGCCCACGUGUUGCCCAUGAGGGGUGAGGGACUGUCUAGACACUGCCCCAGCUUUGGGGCACUGUGCCACCUUGACUCCCCCAGAGCUCUACCCAUGGACAUUUGCACGGACUAUUUUUCAAGACCAAAGAGCUGCCCCUUGGUGGCAGAACCCCCAGAGGGGUAAUUGGGACCAUGCUAGUCGCUUCCUGCUCCUAGGCACCAUGCCAAAGACUGGAUGCCCCCCUCCUCCAGGGCCUCUCCAGGGUGCUCAGUGGUGGAGAAGUUGUCUCUGCUACUUUUGCUCAGCCUGCUGGGCUUUUGGGUAUGAGGAUGCUUAAUGAUCCUAGCCUCACACUGUGCCUUACUCAUUAAAAUUUCUUCUAGCAGUG